AUUCCACACAUACCACAAAAGCUAGCUUGAUCACUCACACUAACUACCUCUUCCACCGACUAUCUCUCAAUUCCUCUUUCUCUUUCUCUCUCUUCAAAAACACAUUUGAAAGGUAAAAACAAUUACAUAUUACUAAUAAUAAUAAUCAAUAUUAUUAUUAGGAGAAUAAUUAGGCAAUUAAUCAUCCUAUAUUAUGUAUAACAACAACAUGAACAACAAGAACAUGAUUGAAGUUCAAAGACAAGAAUCCUUAAAAAGAAGAUGGCAUGAUAGUUUCUACACAAGACUUUUAACUUCCCCUCAUCAACACUUUCCUAACCCUACUACCCCUUCAUCAUCAUCAUCAUCCUCAUUAAUCAUAAGAAAGCCUCCUCAUCAUCAGUUCCUACAACCUGGGAGAUUGGACGGUGGAGAUCUAUUCCUUAAUGUAGUUCCCUCGAUCACGGUGGUGCUGGAGGGCCGUUCGAUCUGUCACCGGAUUAACCUUCAACAUCAUGCUAAUUAUCAAAGCUUAGCUAUGGCUCUUAGACAGAUGUUUAUGGAAAUGGUGAAUAUUCAACAAAAUGAUAAUGAUGAUCAUGAAAAUAAUAAUAAAAAUAAUGAUAAUAAAGUAAUUGAUUUAUCAAAUGCUAUUCCUGGGUAUAUUGUUGCUUAUGAAGAUUUGGAGAAUGAUCUUCUUCUUGCUGGUGAUCUUCAAUGGAAGGAUUUCGUACGAGUAGCAAAAAGAAUAAGAAUACUGCCGGUGAAGUCCAGUUCAAGGAAGCAAACCAUCACAAAACACUAGUCAAACUAUUUCCCCAAUUUUCAGGGCAUCCAACUGCACAAAAGUGCAAACUUGUCAUCUCAUCUAUGCAAAUUGUUACUAUUCAUCUUAUUGUAUAAUAGUGUCUUGAGAACAUAGUCUUAUUUCAGUUAGAACAUGUAUUAUUUUUCUAAGAUAAGAUUCUGAUUUCGAUUCUAAUGUCUUUCAUUCACUCGGCCUACCUUGUAUUAAAAAAAAUGUUCUUAUUUGCAAAUGCUAG
Messenger RNA from Amaranthus tricolor (Joseph's coat), 1022 nucleotides. Its product is annotated as auxin-responsive protein IAA33. Gene Ontology annotation, cellular component: nucleus. Bases 194 to 784 code for a protein of 196 amino acids. Lineage: Eukaryota; Viridiplantae; Streptophyta; Magnoliopsida; Caryophyllales; Amaranthaceae. Gene Ontology annotation, biological process: regulation of DNA-templated transcription. The record is from RefSeq and is a predicted model, not a curated record. Gene Ontology annotation, molecular function: protein binding. The transcript has 2 exons.